Messenger RNA from Alternaria arborescens, 297 nucleotides. RefSeq lists its product as hypothetical. The transcript has a single exon. The coding region runs from base 1 to 297 and encodes 98 amino acids. NCBI's taxonomy places the organism in Eukaryota, Fungi, Ascomycota, Dothideomycetes, Pleosporales, Pleosporaceae. The record is from RefSeq and is a predicted model, not a curated record.
AUGGGCGCGAACUCGGAUUAUAAUCAUGGCAUCGAAAAAUCAUAUUCGACUGAUACCAACACCAACACCAACACUGACAGAAACAACGUCGUUUAUGACGAUACACCACCAAUCUACUACGACGCUGAGCCAUCAGCCCAGCGACCGAGCUACCCUAAUAACCAAUCCACUUCGCCUAACGAACUGCAAAAGAGGCCUGCGUCACGACCUAAGCCCACGAGUCAACAUAGCACCGGCUCACCCGCAAGUACCAUCGCGGCAGUCCUUGGUUCUGAAUAUACCGAUUUAGAUGCUUAG